AUGAAGUUCUCCACCGCCGCCGUCUUGGCCUCUGCUGCUGUCUCUGCUCAAGCUGCCACCUACGCUAACGCUACCGUCACUGACAUUGCUACCACUGUCAUCACCAUCACUUCUUGUGACCACGAUGCUUGUCACUCUUCUGUUGUCACCACUGGUUUGACCACUGUCACCGAAGACGAAACCAUCUACACCACCUACUGUCCAUUGUCGACCGUCUCUGAAAUCUCCACCACCGUCAUCACCAUCACUUCUUGUGCUGAAGACAAGUGUGCUGAAGUUGAAAAGACCACCGGUGUCACCACUGUCACUGAAAACGAAACCGUUUACACCACCUACUGCCCAUUGCCAACUGAAGCUGCUCCAGAAACUGUUGCUCCAGCUGCUCCAGAAACUGUUGCUCCAGCUGCCCCAGCCGCUCCAGAAACUGUUGCCCCAGCCCCAGAAUCUCCAGCUGCCACCCCAGCUGCUCCAGAAACCGUCGCUGCUGAAUCCACUUCCCCAGCCACUGUUGCUCCAGUUGUCUCUACUGCUGAAGGUGCUGCUGCUGGUCAAGUUGUUCCAGUUCUUGCUGCUGGUGUUGCUGGUUUGGCUGCUUACUUGUUGCACCAUCAUGCCUUUGGUUUCAUGUUUUUUGAGAGCACCGGCUUUGUGUAGAGGUGCCUCGGGCAUCUGGUUUUAAAAUAAAUAACUUUAUUUGCUUGAUGAUUGUUCGAGAGUAGAGUUCAUUUCUGUAUACUAUAUAUGACUAAUUUCGAUCCCACUCUAUUAAUGGGUUAAUAGUUUGAAUAUUAUUGCUAAUUAUUCUAA
This is a messenger RNA of Scheffersomyces stipitis CBS 6054, 807 nucleotides long. It is a transcript of the gene PGA62, whose product is annotated as Pga62p. Lineage: Eukaryota; Fungi; Ascomycota; Pichiomycetes; Serinales; Debaryomycetaceae. The transcript has 2 exons. The record is from RefSeq and is a predicted model, not a curated record. Bases 1 to 654 code for a protein of 217 amino acids.